Molecule: messenger RNA, 1440 nt
Organism: Vicia faba (fava bean)
Lineage: Eukaryota; Viridiplantae; Streptophyta; Magnoliopsida; Fabales; Fabaceae
Source: the annotation of a GenBank genome assembly
AUGCUUAGCCACCGGAUUUGCCAGAGAAGAGCUUUGAUCUACGGCCGGAGAUUGUUCCGUCCUUCUGCUUCUGAGUUCUCCUCCUCCUCCUCCUCCCCCUCUUACUAUUCCUCUGUUUCGCGAUCUUUUCUUUCAGAUAAACCUAAUUCUCGCUUAGAUUUCAAUUUUAAGAAUGUUAAGGGGUAUUGCUUUUCUGCUCAUCCUGUUUUGAACGUUCCCGUGGGGAACGUUGUUGAGAUCCCUUUGGCGCAGACUGGGGAAGGUAUUGCAGAAUGUGAACUUCUCAAAUGGUAUGUUCAAGAGGGUGAUUUUAUUGAAGAUUUUCAACCAUUGUGUGAAGUUCAAAGUGAUAAAGCUACUAUAGAAAUCACGAGUCGGUAUAAAGGAAAAGUUUGUAAUAUUCUUCAUGUUCCUGGUGACAUUGUAAAGGUUGGAGCAACCCUUUUAAAGAUAUCAAUUGAUGAGCCUGCAUGUUCUUCAAUGAAUUUUGGUGCCUCUGAAAAUGCAAAGUCAUCUGAUUCUGAUUCUGAUCAGAUAUCUGUCAAUGAAUCUGCAGUUACUACGAUAAAUUUAGCAGACUCAGAAAAUGUAAAGCAACUAGAUUCUGAUGAUGGAAAGGGGAAACGAGCAGGAGUUCUAUCAACACCUGCUGUGAGGUGUCUAGCAAAGGAGCAUGAACAGCUUCAUGGAGCAGAAGAACACGGAUGUGAUGUGAAAAGUAAAUAUGAUAAGCCUUCUGAGGACACAAUACUACCCCUUAGGGGAUUCCAAAGAGCGAUGAUAAAAUCAAUGUCUCUGGCUGCCAAAGUCCCACAUUUUCAUUAUGUGGACGAGAUAAAUUGUGAUGCCCUAGUAGAGCUUAAAACGUCUUUUCAAAAGAAUAAUCCUUAUCCAGAUGUCAAGCACACUUUCCUUCCAAUAUUAAUCAAGUCACUAUCAAUGGCCAUCAUCAAGUACCCCUCUGUGAAUAGUCGCUUCAAAGAGGAUGCGUUUGAAGUCAUACUCAAAGGUUCGCACAACAUCGGAAUUGCCAUGGCAACACAACAUGGUCUAGUUGUGCCGAAUAUAAAAAAUGUUCAGUCUCUUUCCAUUUCGGAGAUAACCAAAGAGCUAGCAAGGUUGCAACAAUUGGCUUCAGAUAACAAGUUAACUUCUGAGGAUAUAUGUGGUGGAACAAUCACUUUGAGCAACAUUGGAGCAAUCGGCGGAAAAUUUGGUUCCCCGCUUCUUAAUCUUCCCGAAGUCUCCAUUAUUGCCAUCGGUCGAAUUCAGAAGCUUCCUCGGUUUACUGGAGAUGGUAGUGUGUAUCCCGCAUCACUCAUGACAGUUAAUAUUGGUGCAGAUCAUAGAGUUUUGGAUGGAGCAACCGUGGCAAGAUUUUGCAACGAGUGGAAAAAAUUAAUUGAAAAUCCGGAGUUACUAACGUUGAAUUUGAGAUGA